Protopolystoma xenopodis is the source of this 327-nucleotide messenger RNA. NCBI's taxonomy places the organism in Eukaryota, Metazoa, Platyhelminthes, Monogenea, Polystomatidea, Polystomatidae. The record is from the annotation of a GenBank genome assembly.
AUGGCCAGAAGCAGCUCUGUCCCCCGGCCCGGUGGUACCGAUUUAUCAUGUAGCCGCUCGUCUGUAACGUCAGUCAAAGAGAGCAAGAAAAACCCUUCCAUCCCGUCGGCUGAUCUUUCCAGAGAGGUCGGGGCACUUGGAUCCAUCACAGCUGUCACAAUCGUCUUGAAAGUCGGCUCCUCAACUUAUUACGGCCUCGUGCCGGCUAGUCGUCCAAGGGUGUAUAGCCGCUUGUCUGUGCCUCUUCUCUGUUGGCCUCACAGAGCCGACGGGCCUUUGCACUUAUGGCGAAUACUUGAAACGGCCUUGGGCUACUUCUACAAAUAA